AUGAUGGAUUCAGUUGCUAAUUAUGGCAAGGGAUUGAAACUCCCUACUUAUCAUGAAACAAGGGUGACUUUCUUGAAAAAAGAGGUAGAAAAUAUGCACUUCACAUUGGAUAAGUAUAAAAAUGAGUGGAAAAAAAUAGGUUGCACUUUAAUGUCAGAUGGAUGGACGGAUAAUAGAGAGAGGUUUAUCACAAACUUCCUUGUCAAUAGUCAAAAGGGAACAACUUUUCUUAAAUCUAUUGACACCUCCGAUAUUUCCAAGAAUGCUGAAAAUUUAUUUCAAUUGCUUGAUUCUUUGGUGCAAGAAAUUGGAGAGGAGAAUGUGGUACAAGUAGUGACAGAUAGUGCUUUGGCUUAUGUUUCAGCUGGUGAAAAAUUAAUGGAAAAAAGAUGUAAGAUCUUUUGGAAUCCUUGUGUUGCCCACUGUAUUGAUUUGAUGCUUCAUGACAUAGGUGAUUUGCCUGUGCAUGCAAAUACUAUAAAAAAAGCAAAGAAGAUCACUUUUUUUAUUUACCGUCAUAUUUGGGUGCUUGAUUUGAUGAGAAAAUAUACAAAAGGGAGGGCAUUGGCAAGACAAGGUGUCACAAGAUUUGCCACUGCCUACUUAACUUUGAAGAGUAUAUAUCAACAAAAGAUUGGAUUAAGGUCUAUGUUUGCAUCUGAGGAAUGGGCUAAGAGUCCCUAUGCAAAGAAAAGUGAUGGCAUUAAUGUCCAAUUAAUUGUCUUGAGUGAUCCAAAGUUUUGGCCUGCUAUUAAAUUUUGCUUGAAAUGUGUGAUCCCUUUAGUAAAAGUUUUAAGGCUUGUAGAUGGUGAUGCAAAACCAGCAAUGGGUUACAUAUACGAAGCUAUGGAUAGAGCAAAAGAGCAAAUCCGGAAAAAUUUGAAUGAUGUGCAAAGGAGAUAUAGACCUAUAUUGAGAAUUAUUGAAACUAGAUGGGAGCUUCAGCUUCAUAGGCCUUUACAUGCAGCAGCUUAUUUUCUCAAUCCUAAGUUUCAUCAUGAUCCCAACUUUGUUGCAAAUGAAGAAGUGAGAGUUGGACUUUAUGAAGUGAUUGAAAGGAUGUGUCCUACAACUUUGGAGAGGUGUAGGAUUGAUCUACAAUUGGAGAAAUUUGAUAAAGCUGAGGGUUUGUUUGGAAAAGAAAUGGCUAUACUUACAAGAACAAAGAAGUAG
Quercus robur (English oak) is the source of this 1173-nucleotide messenger RNA. RefSeq lists its product as uncharacterized. Lineage: Eukaryota; Viridiplantae; Streptophyta; Magnoliopsida; Fagales; Fagaceae. The record is from RefSeq and is a predicted model, not a curated record. The transcript is spliced from 2 exons. The coding region runs from base 1 to 1173 and encodes 390 amino acids.